AUGGUCCCAAAUGAAGCCCACCAGUACACGGGAGCUGUCCGGUUAUUUCAGCAUUUUGGAUGGACAUGGGUUGGGCUCUUGGUUAUAGAUACUGACAAAGGGGAAAGAUUCUUACAGACAAUAGUGCCCAUGCUUUCUCAGAAUGGCAUCUGUUAUGCCUUCAUCAUAAGAUUGCCCAAAUGGAAUUAUGUCAAUGAGUUGAUGCAGUUGCUUGUACAGCGCUGGGAAACUUAUGGAAUUAUUACUCAGGAAAACACCAAUGUAUUAUUUGUAUAUGGAGAAAAUCCAUCCUUUCAAGUUUUGAGAAUAUUGCUGUUUCUACGACCAAUUAUGGGAUCUCCUCCUCUGGGGAAAGUAUGGGUUAUUACAUCCCACUGGGAUUUCACAUCACUGUCAGUUCAAAAGACAUGGGACAUGCAAACUUUCCAUGGUUCCAUAUCCUUCACUGCUCACUCCAAUCAGCCACCAGGCUUCCAAAAUUUCAUUCAGAAGAUAGGACCUUCCUGGGCAAAAGGAGAUGGUUUUAUCCAGGACUUCUGGGAACAGGCCUUCAGCUGUACAUUAAGAAUGUAUAACAGGCCAGAAGAAGAGGAGAUCUGUACUGGAGAAGAGAAACUGGACAGCAUUUCUGGAAUUUUGUUUGAAAUGAACACGACAGGCCACAGCUAUAGUGUCUACAAUGCUGUCUAUGUUGUGGCACAUGCUUUGAAUGCUAUGGUUGAAUCUAUCUCCAAACACAGAAGAAAAAUGGACACUAGGAGAAUGGUAUUUCAGGAUGUGCAACUAUGGCAGAUCCAUCAAUUUUUAAGGCACACCAUAUUCAAUAACAGUGUUGGAGAAACUGUGUGCUUUGAUGAAAAUGGGGAACUAGAUACUAUUCUUGAUGUUACAAAUUGGAUAAUGUUCCACAAUGGCUCAGUGGUUAGAGCAAAAGUUGGAAGACUGGAACCUCAGGCUCCUCUGGGCAAAGAGUUAACCAUUGAUGAUGACCAAAUUGUAUGGCAUCAACACUUUAAUCAGGUGCUACCCUUUUCUAUAUGUAAUAAGAACUGCUAUCCUGGCUUCAAUAGGAGAAAGAAGGAGGGAGCAAAAUUUUGCUGCUAUGAUUGUGUUCCGUGUCCAGAAGGGAUGUUCUCUAACCAAAAGGUGCUAUUAAUUUUUAUUAAGCACAGGGAAACCCCCAUAGUAAAGGCCAACAACCGGACCCUCACCUACAUCCUCCUCGUCUCUCUCUUCCUUUGCUUCCUCUGCUCUUUUCUGUUCAUUGGGAAUCCUGGAAGAGUGACCUGCCUUCUACAACAAACUGCUUUUGGCAUCAUUUUCUCUGUGGCUCUUUCUUCUGUGUUGGCAAAGACAAUCACUGUAGUUCUGGCAUUCAUGGCAACAAAACCAGGGGCCAAUAUGAGGAAAUGGGUGGGGAAAGGUGUAGCAAAUUCUAUUGUCCUUUGUUGUUCCUUUGCUCAGGCUGGCAUUUGUACUCUUUGGUUAAGUACUUUCCCUCCAUUCCCUGAUACAGACAUGCACUCAUUGCAUGGGAAAAUCAUACUGCGAUGUAAUGAGAGUUCAGCUAUCAUGUUUUACUGUGUCUUGGGCUAUAUGGGUUCCCUGGCCAUAAUCAGUUUCAUUGUAGCUUUUCUUGCCAGGAAGUUGCCAGACAGUUUCAAUGAGGCCAAGUUCAUCACUUUCAGCAUGUUGGUGUUUUGCAGUGUGUGGUUAUCUUUUGUCCCAACCUACCUGAGCACCAAAGGAAAAUACAUGGUAGCUGUGGAGAUUUUCUCCAUCUUAUCAUCCAGUGCAGGAUUACUGGUUGGUAUCUUUUUUCCUAAAUGUUACAUCAUUGUGCUGAGACCAGAGUUGAACAGCAAACAGCACAUUAUAAGGAAAACCAAGUGA
Zootoca vivipara (common lizard) is the source of this 1893-nucleotide messenger RNA. The record is from RefSeq and is a predicted model, not a curated record. Lineage: Eukaryota; Metazoa; Chordata; Lepidosauria; Squamata; Lacertidae.